Molecule: messenger RNA, 986 nt
Organism: Serpula lacrymans var. lacrymans S7.9
Lineage: Eukaryota; Fungi; Basidiomycota; Agaricomycetes; Boletales; Serpulaceae
Exons: 6
Coding region: 150-986 (278 amino acids)
Source: RefSeq, a predicted model, not a curated record
GCCGUAUCGAGGCUGAUGUCCUAGAUAAAACGGAACACUGCAAUCACUCCAUUCCUGCGUAAUUCGAGCUCCCCUCAAAAUUCGCUCAAUCAUCCCUCACUUAUUGUGUGGGUCCUUGGUAGAGUAUAGAAAUCGCCAUCCAGAUAACGAUGAAUAUCGCACACACACGAGUGGUCGACAGAUGCACGCCGCGAGAUAAAUUUGCUCGCAAGCAUAUCUCUUUGUUGAGCACAGCUCGCGCCAGCACCGACGAUUCUCUUCUCACACCUCCAAGUUCUCCUUGGGGCAAUGACGUGCGUCCCCGACAGCGUUCGCGUUCGCAUGCAGCCUGGACUACAGAUUGGCGUUAUUUGCCAACACCUAUCCGCCACGCUUUCCGACCCGCUGAUCUUGAUCCACCAACGCCACAGGAAAGCCCAGAGGAUGAUGGUGAUGCACAGACGAUUUCCCUUGAAAUUUUCGACCGUUCUCUGCGCGACGUCGAAUUUGACCCUACAUGUCUUGAUGCCUUAGACAAUCAACUUCUACUCUCCCCUACCGACUCUUUCUCAGACGUCUGCUGGGCAGAGGCUGUCCGCGACGAUACCGUCACUGUGCUUCAGCCUUUGCAACCUCGAAUACGCAAAAGCGACACUGUGUACUAUAAUCGUAAUAAGGUGGCAAGUGAUGAAGAUCCUUAUCAUGACUGGGAUGAAGACUUCUCGGUAGAGGCCCACGCCGUGCGCAAUACUUCUCCGCCACCGUUGUCUUCAGUGCCGCGUCUGAGCCCGUCGUCUUCACCACCUCUCUCACCACGAGAUGCCGUCCUUGCAGUCCUGGAAUCUCGUUUCCUGUACCACAACGCCAACGACUCGAAAUCCAUCAUGCUUCAGUCAUUUCAACGUUCGGAGGCUGUCGCAGAGAUGAUUUGUGAAUUUCGUCAUUAUGGCAGGAUCAGAGUUCUCGACGUGAUGGUCCAUGGUGUCACGACCCACAACGGCCACUAA